AUGGCGUCGCCUAUCCCCCCAGAUCCCUAUGUGGCCUUGGGUGUCUCCAAAGAUGCUGAUCUCUCCGCCAUCCGCGCCGCUCACCGGAAACUGGCCCUCAAGUACCACCCCGAUCGAAUAAAGGACGCAGCUCUACGAGAAAAGGGCAAAGACGAAUUUCAGAAGAUCCAGCAGGCCUAUGAGAUUCUUAGCGAGCCUGACCGCCGGCAACGGUAUGAUGAUCAGGUGCGGUUAGCGGAGCUUCGAAAGGAGGCCAUGAUGAGAGAUCCGCCACCGUCGAGCACAACCACUCGUACCUAUCCCAUGAGGCCUGCACCGCAAGCGGCCACAUCUCAACCUCGUGAUUACAACGACCAGGGCAAUUACUUUGAAGAGGUCCGCCAACCUCGCGAUACCUACGAAUACAGAGACCCAUAUGACGAGCAACCUCCACGAGCAACCUCUCGAAAGUAUGCCGAGUUUGAAAAACGCUCCGCUCCACCCCCCAAGACAUCAGAAAAAUCCAGGAAACCUACAGGCGUCUGGCCCGGCAUGCCUGCGGCAAUGGCCGCGGGCAAGUUCAAGGCUCAAGCAGAAAAGAUCAGGAACAGCAAAGCAGAGGAAAAGAGGAGUGACAAGGAGAAGAGGCGGGAAAGAACCGACAAAGCACAGACGAGGAAACCUGCCAACUUCGAAGGCACUGACAGCGAUUCCGACUACACCGAAAUUCGCCCCUCGAUGAAAUCCUCUCGCUCCAAGACCACCUCGGCUUUUGAUCGUUCCUCGGAGAGGCCACGCACAACCCCACGUGCCGACCGGUCUCGCGACUUGGACGACGAUAGCUUUGAUGAGAAAUGGGAACGACAUCACGAGGAGAGCAAGGCUUAUAUGGCCAAGGCGAGCAAUGGCCGGCCCAGCCUGGAUCGCACUGGAUCGGAUGCUUAUCAGUACUGGAUUGGAGAAUCGAGGGGCGGCGGCCGCAAGAGUGGUUCGGAAAAUGAAAAGAGACCUGGAUCGUCUAAGGGCCGGCGAACACAUCCCGAAGACUACUUUGCACCACCCUUUACCAAAUCUACCUCCUCACCGUCCAACCUCCGAGCUCAUGUCGAAGAGCGUGUCCCAUCUAGACCCACGACACGGGAGCGUGAACGGGAACGCGAACGAGAUCAUGACCGAGAGCGAGAGCGGGAGCGCGAACGCGAACGCGAGCGAGAUCGUGCUGACCGAAGACCAGCACCCCCUGGCCUGCAUCGUUCUCAAACUACACCGAUACCCAAAGUAUCGUCAACGCGAAAGGACAAUACACCCGCCAAAGGCUCCAAUUUGAAGCAUGGCGAGACAACAAUGCACGAUUCUGGAUACGGCAGCAGUUCCAGUCCGCACACGCCUGAGAUGCGAGAAGAGAGCCCGCCUAGGUCGGGAAAGUCCCGUUAUCCUUCGACAACAUCGACCAAGUAUCAGAUUGUUGAUCCAGACCCGGAAGCUGAAGACUAUGGACGGACCCCCAGGGUGCGGGAGGUUUACGGUGAUUACGAUGACCGCUCUCACAGGAGAUUUCACCGCAGCCCGGAGCCCAUGGUGGUGGAGCCAUCACGGGACUCCGACCGCCGAAAAGAGAGACCAGACCGUCCUCGGGUUGAUACCAAGAAAUCGUCUCGCGGCGCUGCUAUGAUGCAGGACUUUAUCCCACCCUCACCUAACAUGCGACGAAGCGAUUCGGCACGAUACGAGGAACGACCGUCUCCGCGUUCUCCGCGCGACACGCCACCCAUCUCGCGCAACAACAGCGGUCGUGAGAAGUCAUUUGGUGAGGCUCCCGAAGAACGAGAGCCCUCGCGAUACAGCCGGCCAUAUCCUGCGGACAAAAUCCACAUCACGCCUCGUCGAGAACCGCAAUAUUCGCAAUACGAGUAUCGCGAACCCGAUGAACGAUCACGGUUCCGUGACGCUCCCCGAAUGACGCCCCGACGGCCGUCGGUGAAUGCAUACUAA
Fonsecaea multimorphosa CBS 102226 is the source of this 1971-nucleotide messenger RNA. RefSeq lists its product as uncharacterized. The record is from RefSeq and is a predicted model, not a curated record. Gene Ontology annotation, cellular component: cytoplasm; nucleus. Lineage: Eukaryota; Fungi; Ascomycota; Eurotiomycetes; Chaetothyriales; Herpotrichiellaceae. The coding region runs from base 1 to 1971 and encodes 656 amino acids. Gene Ontology annotation, molecular function: heat shock protein binding. The transcript has a single exon.